Xiphias gladius (swordfish) is the source of this 1698-nucleotide messenger RNA. RefSeq names its product E3 ubiquitin-protein ligase TRIM39. NCBI's taxonomy places the organism in Eukaryota, Metazoa, Chordata, Actinopteri, Istiophoriformes, Xiphiidae. Gene Ontology annotation, molecular function: protein binding; zinc ion binding. The coding region runs from base 1 to 1698 and encodes 565 amino acids. The record is from RefSeq and is a predicted model, not a curated record. The transcript is spliced from 14 exons.
AUGUCUUUAUAUGGUAGUUUUCUGUCUGACGAGCAGUUCCAGUGCUCCAUCUGCCUCGACGUGUUCACCAACCCUUCGUCCACGCCCUGCGGCCACAGCUUCUGCAUGGACUGCAUCAGCAGAUACUGGGACGGAUCUAAGGUUUGCCAGUGUCCUCUGUGUAAGAAAACCUUCCAGAAGCGACCAGACCUCCAGAUCAACAGGACGCUGCGAGAGAUCACCGAGCAGUUUAGAUCCAUGAAGGGAGGGGCAGUGGUUGGGAGGGAGAAGAGGGGGGGGAGUGACUCCAUCACAACGUUGUUUUCGCCAGUCACGACCUCCCUGGCUUCUUCGGUACCCAACAACAGUCCGGUCGCUGCCCUGAGCCCCACCUCCGGACCUCCUCCGCCUCCUCCCCCGUAUUACCGAUCCAGCGGCCGAAGGAGGUUCACCGUGAGCGGGGCUGCAAGCAGCCAGAGCCUCCCCGUCUGUGAGGUCCACCAAAGGGGAAUAAUGAUUUACUGUAGGAAUGACAGAGUGUGUAUUUGUCCUGUUUGUGAGACCGAGCACCAUCAGGAUCACGACACAGUGACUGUCGAAGACGAAUGGAUGAAAACCAAGUCCCAGCUAAAUUUGUCAGAGCAGGAGAUCCAGGAGAUGAUCAGACAGAGAAUCAGGAAGAUCGAAGAGAUCAGAAAGUCAGUGAUUGAACUGGGGCGGGCGGUGGAGCGAGAGACAGCAGGCAGCGUUUGCCUUUUCUCCGCACUGGUGUCUGCAAUUGAGCGCUCUGAGGCAGAGCUGAUGGAGGUGAUGGAGAUGAGCCGGAGGGCGGCCGAGCACCAGGCUGACGCCAUGAUACUACAGCUGGAGCUGGAGGUGGAAGAACUGCGGAGAAGAGAAAGCGCCCUCGCCGAGCUCGCCCAGUCAGAUGACUACAAUCACUGUGUAAAGACUUUCCCCAUCCUCUCCAGUCUUCCACCUGCCAAAGACUGGUCUAGUGUGUCGGUGAACUCUGACCUGGGAACAGGGACCAUCUACAGGUCACUGGCGGCUCUGGUGGAGAGGUUCCAGGAAGAGCUGAAAGUUGUUGCAGAAACAGGUUUUCCUGCCUCAGCACUGGAACCCAGUCCAGUCCGAACACAGCCUAGGAUGAAGAGAGUACAGGAGUAUGCAUUGGAUGUAACUCUGGACUCCAACACGGCCCAUCCUAGACUGGUUCUGUCAGAGGACAUGAAGAGUGUGAGGUGUGGAGACCGACACCAGCUGCUUCCGGACAAUCCCGAGAGGUUUGACAGAGUCGUCUGUGUCCUGGGGAGGGAGGCGAUUUCAUCUGGGAGACACUACUGGGAGGUGGAGGUGGGUGGGAAGACGGACUGGGACCUGGGGGUGGCCAGGCAAUCCAUCAACAGGAAGGGGAAGAUUGAAGUUACCCCAGUCAAUGGAUACUGGUUCCUCAGCCUAAGAGACAAGAGCAAGUACGCCUUUCGCACCGAACCCUCCACGGACGUCCAUCUGAACCUCCGACCGCAUAAGAUCGGGGUAUUUGUGGACUUUGAGAAAGGACAGGUGUCUUUCUACAACGUUGACGCUAAAAUCCACAUCUACACUUUCAGUGACACUUUCACCGAAUGCAUCUACCCGUUCUUCAGCCCCUGCACCAAUAAAUCAGGGAAGAACGAAGGGCCGCUGAUAAUCACACCAGUAAACUCGACAGAGUGA